Molecule: messenger RNA, 3108 nt
Organism: Myxozyma melibiosi
Lineage: Eukaryota; Fungi; Ascomycota; Lipomycetes; Lipomycetales; Lipomycetaceae
Product: NRDE-2, necessary for RNA interference-domain-containing protein
Exons: 2
Coding region: 96-3035 (979 amino acids)
Biological process (GO): RNA processing; regulatory ncRNA-mediated heterochromatin formation; negative regulation of RNA catabolic process
Cellular component (GO): catalytic step 2 spliceosome
Molecular function (GO): protein binding
Source: RefSeq, a predicted model, not a curated record
AUUCUCCCAGCUAACCAGACCAGCAUUCUCUCUUCUCCCCCACACUGAGCUUCAUCUUUCUGCGGCUUGCCUUUCUGCUCUUCCGCUGUUUGCUCAUGUCGGAUGACGACGACGAGGCACCUGCGGCCCCCACUGUCCCCAAAUUCUCUAGCUUCAAGCCACCGGCCCUCGCCAACGCAGACACCACUUCAGGCCGUCACCAUCGCCGCAAACACCACAGUCAUCACCACAGCUCGCACCCCUCUUCUUCGUCCUCGAAGACCUCAGGAUCGCAUUCGAGACAUCACAGAGCUCAUGAGCAUACGGACCACCGUCAUAGACAGCCGUCCAGCCGCGCAGAGCACCAGCAUGAUCGGACGAACUCGAAGCGGUCUGAGCGGAGUGCUUCUGACCACAUAAGCUCUUCUAGACACAUUGAGCGAAGGAAGUCACCGAUCGCUAAAUCUCAAGACAAGCAGCAGCAGCUCGCGACUACAGUUCAGCAUGAGGAAACCACUGCAGAAACGCAUUGGACCACCGAGGCCUGGAUCCGUGAGACUGAGAAGGGAAACUUCAUAGUAUCGGCCAAAUUGCUUCCGACAAUAUCCUACGCAACUCGUGACUUUCAGCUGUUCAAAGUCGACUUGAAGGAUCACAAGGACAACCUGGUGUACGAGAGACCGUACAAGCGCCCGAAAUACUACAGAUUUGGUCAUGGCAGAAUCUUGGGACUGGGACGUCAGUUUUGGAUAGCCGAGCAGCAAGUAACCGAAGCUCGAGAGGGUUACGGAGGGGUGGAGGUUUUAGAGGCACCACGAGAUAGUGAAAUCAACGAUUCAUCAACCGUCUGGAGGCUAGAUCGCGAGCCGAAGCAUGUUAAGGUGGAAAAACGGAACGCGGUAGCAGAUCAAUUUCAGGAUGACACUGAGUUUAUACCCUUGACUAGUGCUACCAAGUCAGCACAGGAAUAUACAGGCAUUGAGUCAUUUGUUGGCUCUCUCAAAAAGGAAGCCAGCGAAGAAGAAAAUAACGAUCUCUCGUCUGAAGACGGCCUCGAAACGCACGCCGCGUCAAACAGCAAAGUCAUCGAGCUCUCCAAGGCAGUAGACCACUCACCCCAUGACGUCUCGCUAUGGUUCGCUCUGGCGUCCGAGAUGAUGACAACCUCCGCAUCAGAAAACAAGAAGGCAUCUACGGUCGUACGAGUUGAAAUCGGACUUUCGGUCUUUGAAAAGGCUAUUGCGGUCAACCCUGGCAACACUAGGCUCACUCUUCGGUAUCUGGACAUGUAUGAGAGCGUGAAUGGGAAGUUUUCUGCGGGCAAAAAGUGGAAGGAGAUAGUUGGGAAACAUCCUACAAACUUUGAGCUCUUGCAGGCCUGGAUCGAAUUCAUCAUGCGAGACUCGGCAACUUUUGAAUACGACGCUGUUCUUGCAAAGAUCAUCGAAGUGAUAGACAGUAUUCGAUCUCAGAUUCAGAGGCAGCGAGAUCUUGAGGAGAUCGAAGAAAGCCUGAUGCAUGCUAUAUUCAGGACUUGCAAGUUUAUUUUCGAAGCGGGGUAUGUCGAGCACAGCACAGCUAUUAUCCAAGGCCUAUUGCAACUCAAUUUUCUAGCACCGGAUGUUGCAGACAGACUUGCUUGGCUGAGCUCCUUUUGGGCUGGAGAAGAGCUUCGUAUAGGCGAUUAUGCCAGGACGAUAAGCACAUCGACAGAGACGGCUGAUUGGCUCUCAGAAGAAAUCGAGGCCUCAAAAUGCUUCAUGCCACAGCGGACUACAACUCUGAAUGAGCUUUGCGAUCCUUACUCGGUUAUAUUAUAUGCCGAUAUAUCUCCCUUCAUGUAUGUAUUCCGUGGAAAGAAAGCUAAAGACAAUUUGGUGUGGGCAUGCUUGAAGUUUUUGGGGUGCAAUGUCAAGAAAUCUGGGUUCAUGCCAUUUCUAGACCGUUGGGAUGAGAGGAUACCUAUAGCCGAUUUUGAACUCCCCGGACGGUUCGAAAAGAUUUACGACGAAAGACUGGUUGACUGCAUAGUGAGCUCGUUGCUGGGAGUUAUUGAUGACGACGAGCUCCUGUCCCUUUUCCUUGAAUGGAAGGUUCACGUCGAUCGCAGUACCGCUUCGGAAGCAGCUAAAAAAGUGCUAGGCCGACGACGGGAUAGUGUCGCGCUGUGGUGCUCUUAUGCCGAUAUAGAAUGGCAAAUGCAGAACAUUGAACGAGCAAAUUACGUCUAUGAGACCGCAGUAUCUUAUAUGGGCGAAAAAGACGAGGCUAUUCUUCUGUAUCGCUUCUGGGCUUCAGAGGUUUUGUUUCAUAAUACAAAAGAUUGCGUGCUACAAUGCUUGGGAAUUCUCUCGGGAGUAUCGGAUGGGAAAAAGAAGGCCGAUCCGUCACAGCAAGACAUAUCAGAGUCUCGUAUGAAGAUUGUUGAAAUACUACAGCGCUCGUUUCUGUCAAACAACUUUGAGAUUGCGGAAGCUGCUGUAGAAUGCCUACUCAUGCUCUUGUAUGCCGAGGCACGCGGCAGCUCUACGCCUUUGGAUUUGCCGCUGAAAGUGUACAGCGAGUAUAUUGAUCGAGUUGAAGAGCCAUCCGCACAUGAGCGGCUGAUGCUCUUUGUUGCGCGUUUAGUGAAGCUUGACAUGUCUCGAGCCACCACAUUCAAGGUCUCAACACUGCGAGAUCAUCUCACGAGAUGUAUCAAGCUAUACCCCCAAAAUGCCGAAUUUCUAUCAAUGUUUGCAUACAACGAAAGCAAGUACAGAAUCGAGAACAACGUGCACCGAGUAAUCAGUGAAGCGCUGGACGACGAGCAACAUCCCGCUCCGCUGAUAAUGUGGCGCUUUGCAGUCGAGUACGAGCGCAGUUUGAAGAGCGUACAUGGCGUGACAAAUCUUUUCGAACGCGCGGUUGAAAGUGCGAUUGGAAAAGGCUGUGUCGGGUUAUGGUUGGACUAUGCUGCUCAUAAGCUUGAGACGGGUACCAAAGAGGAGGCCAAAACUAUUUGGUUUAGAGCUAUUAGCGCUUGCCCUUGGUCGCGAGGUAAGCGUAUCUUCUAGAGAACAGCAGAACCUGCGUCCAGAAAAUGGAUUUACUGACAAUAUUUACUAGACGUUAUUAUCCGAGUAUUCC